Molecule: messenger RNA, 1383 nt
Organism: Trifolium pratense (red clover)
Lineage: Eukaryota; Viridiplantae; Streptophyta; Magnoliopsida; Fabales; Fabaceae
Product: F-box/kelch-repeat protein At3g23880-like
Exons: 1
Coding region: 1-1131 (376 amino acids)
Molecular function (GO): protein binding
Source: RefSeq, a predicted model, not a curated record
AUGGAGACGAAGAACACACUACCGUAUCUGUCUCAUGAAUUGAUCAUCCAAAUCCUGUUGAGAUUACCGGUGAAGUCUCUUAUACGUUUCAAAUGCGUUUGUAAGUCAUGGCUUUCUCUUAUCUCAGAUCCCCAUUUUACAAAUUCACAUUUUCAAACUACCGCCGAAACCCACUCUCGUAGAAUCAUGUUCAUAUCAUAUUCACCUCCUCUUCAAACUCGAUUUAUAGAUUAUGAACCGUCAAUUCACCAACAUACUGCUUCUGCUUCACUCAACCUUAAUUUUACGCCUUUUGAAUCUUAUCCUCAUAUUCAAAUUAUUGGUUCAUGUAGAGGCUUUAUACUUUUCGACUGUUACUGUAAACAGAUACAUGAUUAUAUUAUCUACAUAUGGAAUCCAUCCACUGGAUUUCACAAAAAAUUACCUUUGUCUCCUUUUAGUUUUAGUUACGAUUCAUAUGCACAAAAUUUCUCUGGUUUUGGGUAUGACCGGUUAACAGAUGAUUACUUGCUGGUUUCGUUGUGCCUUGAUCAAAACAUGCCUAAUAUUUCACCACACUUGGUGUUUUUCUCAUUCAGAGAUAAUACGUGGAAAGAAAUUAAGGGUACUCACUUCCCUUAUGAGAAUUUCUCUUACGUUGAUCCCCAAGUAGGGUCACUCUAUAAUGAGGCUAUUCAUUGGUUGGCUUUUCAUCAUGAUUUACAAACGUAUGUUAUCGUUGCUUUUGAUUUAAUGGAAAGGAAACUUUUAGAUAUGCAUUUGCCUGUUAAUUUUGACCGCGAAAUUCACAAUUGUGGUUUGUGGGUAUUUGGGGAAUUUCUCAGUCUAUGGGCUAUGGAUAUUGAUAAUGAUACAGUUGAAAUAUGGGUGAUGAAAGAAUACAAAAUGCAUUCAUCUUGGACUAAGACUCUUGUUCUUCCUACUAAUGGCCUUCCCGUUAAGUACUUUAUCCCUUUAUGCACUGCAAAAAGUGGUGAUAUUAUUGGAACGGAUGGUGGUACUGGAUGGGCGAAGUAUAAUGACAAAGGACACUUGCUAGAUCACUCCGAUUACAACGAUUCACAUGGAUUCCAAGCGGAGAUGUAUAUAGAGUCUCUGCUUUCACUCCCUGCUGACAAUGAACAAGCUUAAGAAGAUGACACAAACAAGAAGAAGAACGAGGUUGUCAAAUAUUCUCCUUAACCAUUUUCUUGAUGUUUAUAGUUAUAUUUUAUGUACUCUUGGGUGACUGCAUUUUUAGGGUAAUAUAUGUUUUAUUGCAUUUGUGACAUGAGGUAUGCCAUGAGUCGAUCCAAUAUCCAAUAUGUUAUGAAAUGUAUUAUGUCUAUUGGUUAACUAUUUGUAAUAUGCGUAUUGGAAAUAUUGACAACUUUGUGUGAUUCA